Molecule: messenger RNA, 1596 nt
Organism: Morchella importuna
Lineage: Eukaryota; Fungi; Ascomycota; Pezizomycetes; Pezizales; Morchellaceae
Exons: 2
Coding region: 1-1596 (531 amino acids)
Source: RefSeq, a predicted model, not a curated record
AUGGAGGACUCACCUUUGACACUGGCACACCAACACGCCUCGACAGCAUCCAACAUCCUCCGCUCCUCCGCCCCACCACACGCCCCUAGCACGCUCCUCGCCGCCGCCUCCUCCCACGCCCUCGCCUCCACCUCCUUCGCCGCCGCCGCAAAACUCACAAAGGACCCCGAAGCCCUGCGCACGCUCGACCUCCUCUCCACCGAGCACGACCGCUGGGGCGCCCGCCUCCGCCUCGAGGCCGAACGCCCCGUCGAGCGCUUCGGCGCCGCCGCCGCCGCUGCCGCCCUCGAGACCGUCGUCGAGGGCUCCGGCUCCACCGAGAACAUAAACGACGAUGCGGAUGCCGCCUCGAGGUCGAGGCCCAGCGGGGCAAGGGACUCCCUCCCGCCUGCGCCACUCCCGUUCGCGAAUACUGGCACGGCGCCGAUCCCGCCGAGGCUGCAGAAGAGUACCUCGUCGCUCGCAACGAACCUUGCCUCGGCGCGGGGCAUACCGCAGCAGUCGCGUCUAGGGAGUGGGGGCGGCGCCACCUCGCCCAGCCGCCGGCGAUCCCUGUUCCCUGAGCGCUCGCAGACACUGCCGACAGCACACGACUACCACACCACCACCUCCUCCUCCUCCUCAAAGCCAACCACAAACCCGCUGACCCUCCUCCCGCCCGACGACCCCACGCCCCCGCCGCCGCCCAAGCGCGCAUCCACCACCCCGCGCCUCUCUACCCGCGCAUCCGCACCAGACCUCACCUCCUCCACAGACGAGCCCUUCUCAAAGUUCUACACAUCCCUCAACACCCUCGUCUCGCGCAUCGGAUCCCCAUUUGCCGCCUCACUCGCCUUUGCCGGCCUCCCGCUCACAGACGACCCGGCCUCGCCCGCGCCCGACGCCGACGCGCCCGCACUCCUCCCGCGCGGGUGGACCGCCGGCCGCGCCGCUGCCGGUGGUGGCGGCAGCAGUGGUGGUGGCGCCGGCACCGCCCCCGCCGCCGGCGCAGAGAGCUUCUAUGUCGUCCCUGUGUCCGGCGGCACGCUCAGCUACGCGGGAGUAGUGCGGCGCGGCGACGCAGGGCGCAAGACGAAGGAGGAGCUGCAGCUGGAGAACACGGGGCUGCGCCAGACGAUCGACCACAUGAGCCGGACGAUGCAGAGCUGGCAGCGCAAGACGCGCGAGAGCGAGUGUGCGCUCAAGAACAGCAUCCUGGCGAUGGGGCCGGGGGCGGAGAGGGAGCUGCUGAGUCAGGUGCAGAGACGGUCGUGGAUGCAUGUGCCGUAUGAGGAGGGGGAGGAUGAUGGUGCGGUUGGGGUUGGGGUGGGGGCGGCGGAGGAGAGGGUGGGGGUGUUGGAGGAGGAGUUGGAGGGGGUGAGGAGGGAGGUGGAGGGGGCGAGGAGGGAGGCGGAGGCGGCGAGGAGGGAGGCGGAGGAGUGGAGGAGGGAGGCGGAGGCGUGUAGGAGGGAGAAUGAGAAGUUGAAGACGAUGCUGGAGAAGUUGAAGGCGAAGUGGGAGAGGCUGAAGGAGGGGGCGAGGAGUAGGAAGGCGGCGGGGGCGGGCGGGGGGAGUGGCAGUGCGGGGGCGUUGGGGAGAGUGGAGGAGGGGGAGUAG